Molecule: messenger RNA, 2525 nt
Organism: Vigna angularis (adzuki bean)
Lineage: Eukaryota; Viridiplantae; Streptophyta; Magnoliopsida; Fabales; Fabaceae
Exons: 20
Coding region: 188-2332 (714 amino acids)
Source: RefSeq, a predicted model, not a curated record
CAAAUUUUGAGUGUUUAAACUUUUACAAAAGCUCAUAGAACAAAUGAGAAAUAGAUGAAAAGGGAAAGAGAAGACUUGACCAGGGAGCAAGAGUACUACUAGAACCUUAAACGUUCAGAAAAAAAGUUUGUUCAUUUAGUACUACUACACAGAGGAACACAGAAUCACCGUUCCUGGUUCUGUAACCAUGCCAAGGGUUUCGGCCAACCCUUCUUCCUCACGCUUAUUCUCCAUGGCUUCCACCGUCAGAGCCUACACGCUCCCCAUUAUUCUCUUCGCCGGAGCCAUGUACUACCAGCUCUUCGUUAUUCCCAAUGCCUUCCCUCGUUCUCAUUACGACGUUUUGCAAAUUGAGAGCUAUAGUUCUGUUGACAAAGUGAAGGAGGCUUACGAGAACCUUGAAUCUAAAAUGAAUUCUGCGGAGGAAGCUUUUGAUACUCACGAGUUUUUAAAGAUUCGAUAUGCUUAUGAGUUGCUGACAAAUCCUUUAUGGAAAAGAGACUAUGACAUAUUUGGUAUUGAUGAACAACUUCAUAUUGUUGAGAGUGCCAGCAAGCAUUAUGCAGGGAAACAUAUUUCAGAAUUGGACUUCCCUUUACUACAGGCCCAAUCUGGAUCUGUGGAUCAUUCUUCUAAAGUCAUUACAGCUAGUGACUUCCAGUAUAUAUUUCCAGAUGUUAAGCCAUGGCUAAUGCAGUUGUAUUCAUCAGGGAGCGAAAAUUGUGCUCAAUUUUCCAAGUCCUGGAAUAAAAUUGCUUCUUUAUUAGAUGAUGUUGCAAACAUUGGUGUGGUGGAACUUGGUGAGAAGGAGCUUGCCAUAUACCUUGCUGAUAGAAGAUCAACUGGAAAACCUUUUUUUAGAAAUGGUGUUCCAUCUCUUGUUGCCAUUCCUGCAGGAUGUCGAUCUCCUAAAUGUAUUAGGAGGUUUAAUAGUGAGCUUACUGUUGAUAAGGUCACAGAUUGGUUUGCAACAACUAUACUGGGUUUACCUCAAAUUAACUACUACUCAAGGGAAACUCUGGUACCAAAUUUUCUUGGUAAAACUAGCCAUCAUAAGGUAAAAGUCCUCUUUUUCUCAACAUUUGGUGAGCGAGCUGCCCCAUUUAUACGACAAGCAGCUAAAGACUAUUGGGCUUUUUCUUCAUUUGCAUUCAUUCUCUGGCGGGAAGAGGAAUCUUCCUAUUGGUUGGGAGCAUUUGGGGUAGAAUCUGCACCUGCUAUUGUAUUUCUUAAAGACCCUGGUGUCAAACCUGUGGUUCACCAUGGUUCUGUCAACAAUUCAAUUUUUUUGAACUUGAUGGAAAAUAAUAAGCAGCAAGAGCUUCGACAACUAAGGAGUAUGACAUCAAUGGAGCUAGGUUGUGAUCCUCAUGGCUAUUCUCGUGCUGGUUAUGAUACAAUGAUAUGGUAUUGUGCUAUUGUGGUUGGAAGGCCAAGUCUGGAGCUGAACAGAAUGCGUGAAACUAUGUACAGGGUCCAGGAAACAUUUUCUAAGUACAGCCAAGUGGAUGCCUCAUCUGAAAAUCAAUCCUUAGCUUCAGCUGUGGAUGCAUUUAAGAGAAGGCGAUUGACAUUUGCUUGGCUUGAUGGUGAAAAGCAAAAGGAUUACUGCCAAUUUUACCUUGGUCAAGCGGGUACCGAUCACACUUGUGGGCAACGACGGAGUGCGACUGAUAUUCCUAGGUUGUUUGUCAUUCGUUACCUGAGGAAUAAUAGUGCUGUUGAUUUGAGAACAGAACAAAAAUCCAAGUGGAAAUCAUCACUGGUCCAAGAUCUAAUUAGUGAUUCUGAUCUUGCAGGCCAGUUUGUCGCUGGGUACAAGGGCGAAGAUGAUGUUUCACAGAUAACCCACUGGCUUGCAAACAUUAUUUCUGAUGGUGACUCUAGAGACUUACCAUUCUUUACGCUACGAACUCCUGAGCUUGUCCCGGAUGACACAGAACCUAUUUGGUCCGUAGCAGCACAAAAUAUUCCUCUGAAAAAUCUGAAGCAGAGUAUUCUUGGUAGUCUUAGUGGACUCUCUAUAUACCGUGAGGAUCCUAGAGUUGGUCCGUUUUUGCUUUUGGGUGCAUUAAUUUCUUUGGGAACUAUAUGGCUGCGUAGGAGCCAACAAGUUCAUCCUUCUGUACCAAAUCAAUCUAGUUCCAAUCAGCCAUCUGAAUCAAAUCAACCAAGUCAACCCAGUUCCAAGAUGUCUUCACAGGAUGAAAAGGAACAAAUACCAAGAAACCGGGUCAGGAGUCGGUCAAAUAAAAAACCACCCCCUUCUAUGACUGAUUUUGAACCAUCGAAUUCUUACCAGGUUCCACUAUCGGAUUCUGACUCUGAGUAAUUUCAGUUUGGUUGCUCCAUGAAGGAAAGGAAAAUACAAAAUGUUACAUGGUCUGAAGGUGGAAUUCUUGGUUUGGAGCAAGACAAUUGCUUACUUUCAAAAUAUAAUUGAUUAAUUAAAGAUUUUUUAAUUGUUUGUGCGGAUAAUUAGUUACUACUUGAAAUAAUUUAUUAACUAUUUUUAACUUGUCUCA